Messenger RNA from Annulohypoxylon maeteangense, 1691 nucleotides. RefSeq lists its product as uncharacterized. Bases 641 to 1567 code for a protein of 308 amino acids. The record is from RefSeq and is a predicted model, not a curated record. The transcript is spliced from 3 exons. Lineage: Eukaryota; Fungi; Ascomycota; Sordariomycetes; Xylariales; Hypoxylaceae. Gene Ontology annotation, molecular function: protein binding.
UCUGCAACGCUUUGCGCUUCUAUUAUAGGCUUUCUCCACCCUCCUAUCCGACAUAUCUUUACCAUAUUUGACGACUGGAUUCUCGAUCGCAUAUUUACGCAAUUGGCUUCGAUUCUUGUUUUACCUGCAUUGCAGAAGAAAGAUAUUCAACCUGUCGAAUAUUUAAUUUCGCAACGGUACGCGGUCGCAUCUCGAGCCUCGCACGUAUAGUCUUAUUUGCAGACGGCACGGCCUUAUCUGUGGUAGCAUUUAUACUUACUAAAGACCUUAUUUAGCGGCCUGUCGACCCUUUCAACCAACCUUCGCCCAACCUUUCAACACAUUUUCCCAUCGUCCUCGAACCCCCCCAACUCUAGUCGCUCCUUUGUAGAAGAUACCAAUCCCACCUGGAUUCCCGCCAAGCUAUCGGUCACGAUUCUUGGCAUUUCAACGAAUCAGACCAAACAAACCACUUAUUAGACUUGUUGUCUUCGCAAUCUUCCAGGGCACAGCCACACUUCCGUGACGGGCGAUCCAUAAGGCCCACGAUUUGCUUCCACCCGCAUUUCGCUUCACAUCGCAUGUCCGAGUGGCCAAUCCUGACUUACCAGGUUUCAAUUGUUAAUUGAACUUCCCGAGCGUGAAGCUUUCCUCCUUCCUUAUGCCCUCGUACGGCUCUCUUCACUCCCCUUCGUUGCGCAAAAUGGAACACUCCCGGGCGAGUUAUGGCCGUAGAGGCCUAAAUAUGUCUAAUAUCAUCGGUGAUCCUUUCGCUCUUGCUACCGUUUCCAUCGCAGGGCUUGCAUGGGUGAUUUCAUUCAUCGGUUCUAUCAUUGCUCGGGUACAAGAGACUCGCAAGGACCCCUUUCCGCCAUAUUCCUGGUUUGCGCUGGUCUUCAUGUUACCAUUGAUAAUCGGAAUAACAAUUGUGGUUGCAUCCGAUUGUAUUCAGACUUACCAUGUCGCCCUUGUCGGUUACUUGGCCUGUGGUCUCAUCGCCACAACCUCAUCGGUCAACGCUCUCGUCUAUGAUGCCAAUGCCGCUAGGGAGGCUGCUGCUGCCGGCUUUAUUCUGUUAUCCAUGGUCAACAUCGUGUGGAUAUUCUAUUUUGGUUCUGCGCCAUCUGCGGUGCCAAGAGCAUACAUUGACUCCUUCGCUCUGGCCAAGGAAUCAACCAACAACCGCCAAACCAUGAAUGGAGGAUAUCGUCCUGAGACGUCCACCUCCGUUCAACCGCCUCAGAUGUACACUUCCGCCCAGCUUAAUGGAUUCGAAAACCCAUCACCCGUAGGAGGUUUUAAUGGUAACGCUCCACGCAACUCCGGUGCUGCUCCCGGAUUCCCCGGUGCUCCCAAGGCACCGUCGCCAGCAGCUCAAAACGAGGCCGAAAUCGCUGCCCCCACCGAAUAUCCAUAUCGGGCGAAGGCUAUUUACAGCUACGAAGCCAACCCAGAUGAUGCGAACGAAAUAUCAUUUUCCAAGCAUGAAAUACUAGAAGUCAGCGAUGUAAGCGGACGAUGGUGGCAGGCACGAAAAGAAAGCGGCGAGACGGGAAUAGCACCGAGCAACUACCUCAUAUUAUUAUGAGGCGAUUCCUAAGCUAGGGGGCUCCUUGCUAUGGAUUCGAUCGGCUUUGAGACGAUACGUUGAAUUGCUUUGUCCAGGUGGUCACCGGAGACAAUAGCGUGAGUAAUCUGUAUUUGAACGGGUU